Messenger RNA from Pedinophyceae sp. YPF-701, 882 nucleotides. The record is from the annotation of a GenBank genome assembly. Lineage: Eukaryota; Viridiplantae; Chlorophyta; Pedinophyceae.
AUGGCCGCCAACGCCCUGAAACCGCACAGCGACCCCAAGGAGGCGCCGUCCGACGGAUCGACACCACGCGGGCGCACCGGCGACGCCGGCGGGCCCGCCGACGGCCGCUCCGAGCCGGGCGGCACGGGCGGCGACGGCGGCGACCGGCCGAUGGAGCAGCUGCGUGCAGAAUGGGCCCGCGACGCGUUCCCGAUGUUUUUCAACCGCUGGGUGUGCGACGCGUGGUUCGGCGCGCUGCGGCACGCGUGCUCCGAGUCCGGCCCGAACCCGCGCCUGCACGACAAGUUCGAGGAGAUCGAGGAGAAGGCCUCGGAGCGCAUGGUCGAGGUGACGGAGCGGCACUUCGACAGCGUGCGGUCGCCGCGCGACGUGACGCACCUGCUCUUCUGCGCCCUGCACCUCGGGACGUACCACGCGCUCACCACGACGGGCGUUCCGCAGCGCGAGGCGCUCGACGUCCUCGACGGGCUCUCCGGCGGCGCGGGCGAGCGCGCCACCACCUUUGCCAGCCAGUUCUCCACGUGGAUGGCCAGCUGGCUGUCAGACUCCUACACGCACGUGUCGCGGCAGCUCGCGCGGAUGGCGACGGACUACGGGGAGGGCAUGGGCUGCGAGAUCGAGUCCAGCGACGCCGCGCCGGGGCGGGGGGAGUCGACCACGCUCCGGGUGGGGUCCUGUUUCUACCGGAGGGUGUUUUCCGAAUGGGACGCCGAGCUCCUACUGCAGUUCGUGUGCUGCCGGAGGGACAGCUCGUACUACCAGGGGCUCGAGCGCUUCGGCGUGGGGUUCGAGCGCACCUCCGGGGGUGUGGGCGCAGGGAGCUGCUGCAUGCGAGUGUUCCGGAAGGCCGGUGCGCCGCCGGACCGCGGCGAGGGAGAGUGA